AUGGAGGCGCCCAAGGCAGCAGCAGCUGGCCGAGAUCGGGACUACAGAUUCAUCGCGAAAGCCGUGGACGAAGCUUACCAGGCAGUCGAGUGUGGCGGCGGAAACCCGUUCGGGGCAGUCAUCGCCCGUGGCGACGAGGAGGUGAUCAGCUGCCACAACUCGGUCCGCAAGGACACCGAUCCGUCGGCGCAUGCUGAAGUAGCCGCCAUAAGACAGGCUUGCAAAAAACUAGGGAGAAUCGACCUCUCCGACUGCGAAAUCUACGCGUCCUGCCAACCAUGCCCAAUGUGCUUGGGACUGAUUCGCUUAUCCAAGAUAAAGAAGGUAGUGUAUGGAGCCAAGGCGGAGGUCGCUGCUGCUGCUGGGUUCAGUAGCACCGUCCCAGAUGCUUUCGUAGAGUACUAUCAGAGAUCCGGCAUGGAGAUCAGGCAGGCCGAGGGCGAAGCGGCCUGGAUCGCUGAGCAGGUCUUUGAGAAGACAGACGGAAAGUUUCGGACGAAGUAA
Messenger RNA from Miscanthus lutarioriparius, 504 nucleotides. Lineage: Eukaryota; Viridiplantae; Streptophyta; Magnoliopsida; Poales; Poaceae. The record is from the annotation of a GenBank genome assembly.